GCAUUUAAUUUCCUUCAAAUUGCAGUUAAACAGCAAGAUUACACCAGACUUUGUAUAAAAAAAAAAAAAAAAAAAAAAAAAAAAAAAAAGAUUUAUAUAUAUAUACAUUAAACCAAUAUUUAGUUUGAAUAUUGUCAUGUUCUGAGGUACAGGAGCUGUCAAAAAUUGUAAUCUAAAGCAUUGCAUAGCAAAGAACCAUACAUGUUGCUAUUUGCCAUUUUAAUUGGGAAACAGACAUGCUAGAUUCCUGAUCAAUCAUGGCAAACCUCUUUAAGAGGCAGAAGUGGAGCUGUGACUGAAGUGGAUUCUCCUGAGAUCUGUAGUGGAAGCAGCAGGAGGAGGGGAUCACAUGGGAAGCAGUCAGGCUGCUGUCACAUGGUUUGUGUUUGUAAGUUCAGUUAAAGCGGAGGAGGAGUUUACACAGAACUUUGAGAAAGAGGAACAACUGCAGCAUUUUUCAUGUGGCCUUUCAACAAGUUGAAACACUGAACGAUAAAGUGGGGAGGUGCUGCUUUUGAUAAAAAAAACCCUCAACAUUAUUAUGGAAAUCCCUGCAAUAAACUUAAAGGCAAUAGUGCUGGCACACUGGUUGCUCACUGUGUGGGGCAGCAUAACCUUCCUUACCUCAUCUUAUGCAUGGGGGAACUUCAGUGUUUUAGCAGUUGGAGUGUGGGCGAUUGCACAGAGGGACUCCAUUGAUGCUGUUCUCAUGUUUCUUAUGGGAAUGGCUGUCACAAUACUGACCGACAUUGUCCAUUUUGGGAUCUUUUAUCCACGGAUGGAGUUUGUGGCCGAAAGGAGCUUUUCCGCAGGCAUGGCUAUCCUCAACCUGCUGCUUAAACCUGUUUCUUGUUUCUUUGUCUACCAAAUGUACCGUGAACGAGGAGGAGAUUACAAUGUCAACUUUGGUUUCCCUACUGUAACUCGAAAUAGAGAUGCCUAUCAGUCCAUCGACCAGCAGGAUGAAUCUUCAAGUCCAACAAAUUCCUUCAACCAGGCUAAGGACACCAAACCAGGAGCUGGCACUUAUUGAGAAAAGUACAUGAUUAAAAAUGCACUCUGUUUUUGUUUCUCACUUUUUAUAUGCAGAGUUAUAAAGUCAUUUAAAAUCAGUUUAAAAUAGCAUUGUGGGGUCACUCAGCUAAGCCAAUUGAAAUAAUCUCGGUUUUAUAGUGAAAUAUGCCUGUUACAUUUUAAGCUGAGGUUCUGAAAGAUUCCUGAUUCAGUGCCACAGAAGAAUAUAAUCAGACGACAAGCCAUGGUUUACAGUAAUGCUUAGAAGCAGGUCUCUGAUUCUUUUAGCAGAACAGUGUGGAAAAAUAAGUUUUUGACUUGUCAAAACUUUUCUGAAGCUUAAACAUGUCAAAAACAAAAGAUAUAUAGGUGUACAGACUCUUUUUUUGUUGGCUUUUUUUCUUUAUGUACAUUCGAGACAUGAUAGCCAAUAAUGAAAUAAGUUUCCAUAUAGAUGAGUACACUUUUGUGUGUUUAGUUAAUGAGAAAACACAGAAUUAUGCCUAUUGUAUAAAUUACGAAAUAUCGUUGGUAUGAUGGUUCUAGCACAAUUAUUCAUUUUAAAAACCAAGCUGACUCAUUAACGGUCUUGUUGACCUUUCAACAAGACCCUUAAAAGUGAAGGGUAUCUAACCUGCUUUCAAAAUAGUUUCAUAAAAUGGCACUUCAUCUUAGAAUACCAAUUACUUGCAGACCACAUACUGUGGAGUAUCUCACAUAUGCAUAUGGGUUAUGUGAAUUUCCCCACAAAUAAUAAAUGGUGUCAUAUAGACUGAUGCUCAAGGAAAAAUAUUUUUUUUCGUAUAAAAGUGUGUUUCAUGCACUGUGGAUUGGAAUUUUUUUUAAUUUUUUUUUUCAGUUUUCAUUUCUGUCAGAGGUUUUCAUGUUAAAAACCUGACAUAUGCCUCAGAAUGGGGAUGCUGUAACUCUGCUGAUCAUGUUUUAGGUGUGUGAAACUGUCAGUCCUCGGAUAAACUGGGUCAUGCCUUUUUAACAUAUUUGUAUACAGUAACUGCAGUAUCGGUGUGAACAUACAUUUUAUCACAUUUCAACCAUAUCUAAGCACACAAAUAUUUAGCGCACUUGUUAACUUCUAUAUGCAGUUUUACCCCACGCAAUGCUUUCUCAAUUUGUGGAUCAUUGCUUUUGAUGUGGUUUUCUAUGCGAAACCUUAAAAAUGAUUUUAUUACCAGACAGAUGGAUGUCAGCAAUAUUGUUUGAAAUCUUUCGGCCUACUUCAGGUUUUUAUACAUUUUGAACCAAGUUUAUUUGGAUACUAAUUCCCUUAAAUGGAAUUACAAAAUAUUAAAGUGUUAUUAUGAGAGAAAAACAGAAGAAAUCUUUAAGGCACUAGUUCAUUUUAUAACAUGGCAAUGUUUAGUCUGUAAUUUACAGAGCAAUCUGAACAAAAUGUACCUGCUGGAUUCUUUAACAUUGUGCUCUGACUGAAUAUUUUGCUUAAAAUUGAUCAUAUUGUUUUUAGUUUAUUUUGAUUUAUCAAAAUAAAAAAAAUUAGCAGUUUUCAUUGAAAAGAUAAAUAACGAAGUACGAUAUAUAUUGUCUCAAAUGGAUUUUCAGCUGUUGUGAUUUUGAUCUCUCUUUGGAGUUUAGUCACAGUUGGUAUUUUCUGACUGAAGCAAGUUACAUCCUGGCAAAUGCUUAACUCAUUUUUUUCUUUGUCGCAUUUCUGUUUUUCCUCACCCUGCUGCUCUCAGAAACCUUUUUGUUGUUUGCCUUUUUAUUUAUACUGCCAGACAGCACAUUUAUCGGUGUGUUUUUGUUGUGGUAAAUGCUUUUCUCACUCUAUUGUGUCUCCUACGAGAACUAGAACACCUUCCCUCUGAAGUAAUUUUCUUUUCAAAGCUAUUGUGAAGCUCACACAGCUAGCAUAGAAAUAAUGGCGAUACUGAUGGGAAUUAUAAGAAGCAUGAAUUUAUUGUUCACAGAAUUUGAAUGUGAAGAUUUGACCAACGAUGCAACUUCACAUUCAUCACACCUCUAAAAAAAAAGUAAGAAUUCCUCAAUAGAUUACAAGAUUCAGUGUCCAUCGACUGUAACGUUACCCCAAAGAUGUAUUUUCUUGACUUUCUGUAUUAGGUAUGGAAACAAUCUAGGUUUAUUGGCAAGAAUCUUGUCACCUGUUUGUAAAUUGCUCUGCCUUGUGGGCCUCCUGGGGAAGAAUGAAUGGAGGACAAAGUAUGGAGUGCCAGUCCUCAACAGCUCUAUAAGUAACAAACGCACACUUUGUUCUCCUUCUGUUUUACAUUUACUAACUCACCUGCAUAAGAGUAAAGCCACAAAACUUCCGCAGAUGUCAAAAAUGUGUGACAGAAAAAUAGGAGUUUAGUUUCAUUUAGCUUAGUUGCUUUAAUAACAGCUUUAGUCUUCAUCUAAAAUUGACUCUGGUAUCCAUUAUGUUCCUCUUCACUGUAGUUCAUAAAUUUUGUGGUUUGAAUCAGGUGAUAUGAAACUAGAUUAUUGAAAAACCUAAUUUUUUUAUUAUUUUAUUUUAUUGUAACUAAUAUUCCCAUCAUAACCAGAAUAUUCUACAAGCAUCAAUAAACAUAACAGUUGAUGGCACAACUUUACUGGAUGUUUAAUCUGAUGCUAUCAGAAGCUGAGUUCCACAAUUACAAUUACCUGUAAAGCAAAUAUUGCUAUCUUUCUUUUGAAACAACUACACUGCAAGAGGCCAUUUGAGUUCCUCUCUUUUCUAUUGUGUAAUUAAUAGGCAGCCGAUGUUAAUGACUCAUUUGUGUAAAGAUUGAUGCUGUGGCUCUGAAGCAGCACUGAGGAGAGAAGGCGGGGGUUGAAGGUGGACAGGAGCAGAGAGGGAACAGGGGGGAGUGAAGGUACAGGCAGCAGCUCAACAAGCUGUUGAUUAAUAAGGAGCUGCUGGGCUGCCUCUCUUGAGCAUGCAUGCAUAUGUGCACAGCUCUGACACCUCCUCAGGCUCACACCUGUGAUUCCUCUGAGUCAAGGGCACAUUCACUCAGUGCAGCAAUAGGAACUCAAUUUGUCAGAUUUGUUAUUGCAUUAGUCAUCUGAUCUCUGGAGAGGGUUGAGAGAAUGAUGGAAUUGGCUUCAGGUAUGCCAACUUUCUACACACAACUAGGACACACAUGUUCAUAAGUGUGUCUCUUAAUGUAAUUUUUAUUUUUCCCUAAAUUUUAUUAUAUUUUCGGUGUUGGCAAAGAAAAUCCAUCACAUAUGAACCAAGUGGCUUGACUGUGACACUUCAAAAUAAUAGUAGAUAAUUGUUCACCUUAUAGACAGUUUUCCCCAAGUUACUUGUCAUAUUCUUCUGCUUUAUUAUUUUCAAACUGAUUGGAACAACUAUCAGUAUCUCAGUCUAAUUCACAAUUUAUGGCCCCCAUUGUCCCGUCAGCAGUCUUAUCCACUGCUGUUUUUGAUUCUAAAAUAAAAACUUGGUAAAAAAAAAAAAAAAAAGUGAAGCAUGAAGCUCCCAAGAUACUGCUGCAUAUUUAAAUAUUAUAAAUAAAUUAAUACGUCUCAUGAAUCCAAAUACGGCAAAAGACUUUUAGACAUAUUUGAAAGUGUAGCCAGAAAUGAUUAUUGUGAAAAUGCAACACUAAGAGCAGCUCCAGGGUUUAUACAAAAUGGCUGUCACUUUUCUUUUUAAUGUUUGUUUUUAAAAGUUGUUUCAAGGUCAAAGAAAGAAGAAUAUUUCGGGCAGAUUAUAAGAUUUUGAUCUAUAGAGAGGCAAAGUUACUCCUUCAGUUGCAUGGUUUAUCACAAGAAGCAGUCUUGCUUAGGACUCACAAAGAUGGAGAAAAAAUGUUCACAUGUGAAAUUGAUUUGGUGAUUACAUUUUUAUGCCAGAAGCAUCUCGAUUUUCCCAAAGAGGACACAUCCAACCCUUGACCUUUUUCACGCCAAACCCUGGGUCAUCUGCCAUCAGCACUAAUGGCAUCAAAAGUGAUUCAAACUAACUCUUUAGUCUUCAAUUUCCAGGGAAGAGGGAGGUCAACAGCUUUGUUUGGGAGGAACAGAUAUGUUUUAUUUGCUAGCAAACAUGAAGAAACAAAGUAAACAAAAAGAAACAGACUUAUAGUCUAUCAAAGCUUUUCUUUUUUAGUUGAGGCAGAGAGAAGACAGCUUUAAAAUAUGAAAUAGUUAACUAUUUCAGUUAUUCUGAAUAGUAAAAUUUUCUCAACACAAAACAUGCAUUUGUAUAACUUGAAUUUGAAGACCCUGGUGUCAUUCCAUGACAAAUUUAGCUGUUUAAAACCUUUAACAGGUAUUGUGUAUUGGUAAAUUCAACCAGCUGUUUCAUAAAAUCAUAUUUAUUUAACUUCUGACAAAAGUUAGCUUUUAAUUCUUGUAAAAAAAAAAAAAAAAAAAAAAAAAGACCACAAACUUGAAUAACAUGAACCAUUGGAGCAUCUCAAAUGAGUUUCUUGAAUACAACAAUGAGCUUAUUAUGCUGUAUUGGUUUCCAUACUCCUCUCAGAGGCCCUGCUGGAUAUGAUGGACAUAUAGCAAAAACAAUAGCUUCAAUUGUGACACUAUCACUGACAAAAAUCUCUGAGAAAUGUUUCCAACAGCUUGUCGAAUUUAAAUCGCAAAGAUUUUAGGCAGUUGGGAAAAGAGGAUCCAACCAGAUGCCAGUAAGGUGUGCCUAAUGAAUUGGCCACUGAUUGUCUUUUAACACACAAACAAGAAAUUGCUCUUUGAAAAUCAACUCAUUAAUGUAUUGGCCUUGCUUUUUAAUUUUGGACUGAGAAAAAGAGCCAGUUGGAAGUUACCUGGCCCCAUUCAGGAAAACAAGCUUCUGCUGAGAAAACAGUUUUAUUCCACCGCUAACUGGAUAUUUUCUCUUAAUUUAACAAUUUAUGCAAACUGAUUUUUAAAGACCUCAUACUAAUUGUACUGUGAGCUGUUACCACU
This is a messenger RNA of Gambusia affinis (western mosquitofish), 5925 nucleotides long. RefSeq names its product angiotensin II receptor-associated protein. The transcript has 5 exons. Gene Ontology annotation, biological process: angiotensin-activated signaling pathway; regulation of blood pressure. NCBI's taxonomy places the organism in Eukaryota, Metazoa, Chordata, Actinopteri, Cyprinodontiformes, Poeciliidae. Gene Ontology annotation, cellular component: plasma membrane. Bases 542 to 1033 code for a protein of 163 amino acids. The record is from RefSeq and is a predicted model, not a curated record.